GGUCGCGUUUCCCCAAAAAGCGAUAGCAGUCAAUUUUCUUUUGUUUUUUGCUUGUAAAAAAAUUAAUUAUAUUAAUCGUGGAUCGGUAGUGCAAAAUGAACAUAAACAACAAAGUGCAAUAAAUAUCUGUGAUAAUAAAUAGGAAGCUUCGAAAUGAAACAACUUUGAAUGAUAUGUCACGGCAAAAAAUGUCAAAGGUCCCAACAACUUUGUUUACAUUGGAAAAUAAUCUCAAGCAAAUAGUUCUGCAUAAUUUAUGAAAAUAUUAAAUCAAUAGAUAUUUUAACAAAUUUCGAAAGACACAUUUGUAGCCAAUUUGUAUGGCUAAAACACGUGAAUAACACAUACAUACAUAAAGAGAGAUUGUGUUGAAUAGACCAAAAGAGAGAUAGAUAGUGAAAGGAAGACGAGUACAUAAUAUAUGUUGAUACUUAAUUUUAUAAAGGCAACGCGCAACGUGAAUGCACUGACAUAAACCAAUCUUCAAUUGAAAUAUUGGAAAGGGAAAGACUCCCAUUUUCCGCAUACAGCAGACAACUACGCAAAUAGAAGGAUAUCAAAGUGUAUCGAGUGAAAAUACACAUACACAUCCACAGAUAUUUAUAUAUACACAUCAUUUCCUCCCUCCUAUAUUGGCGGGACGGAUAGGAAAACAUUUUGAUGCUACCUUUAAACGGAUGAGCGUAUAUCUAAUAGAAGGAGCGUGUGUGUUGAGAGGUUUGCAUUAUUGCAACAAGAAUCGAUCAACAGGCUCCGAUCUAGUGUACCACGUGAAUUGCAUUUAAUAAAUUAAGUGCAAAGAACGUGGAGCGAAAAGGGUUUUGAUUUUUCACGUUCGAAAAAUCAGAUGGAUGGAAAUGCACAAAACAUGUUUCACGGAAAUCAUCAAGGAGACCCGUACUACCGCUAUGAUCCCUCAGCUGCAGCAGCCGCAGCUGCGGCGGCAACACCGCGUGCGAUGGGACCGCCGGGCGCCUAUCCACCCCGUCACCGGGCUCCGCAUCCGCUGCAGCAACAGACCCAGUAUCCAACGUAUCAACCGACAGCGGAUAAUAUCUAUGGACUGGCGGGUGCUGACCAGCACGGCCUUGGUAUGGGCGAUUUAGGUGGCUGGGGUGCAGCGCCAAGUCAGGUCGGUGCUUAUCCAGGUUCUGGUUUGAGCGCGUAUGGCCAUCCCCAAGCAGCACCACCCACGCAGCAGCGGCAGCCAACCGCACAACCAAGUUAUCGUCAGCAUAUGCCCACCUAUGGUCAGCAGGAUCAACAAAAGUUAGCAUAUGCAUCGCAGCAAAUGGGCAUCGGCGGAUUAUUGCAGCAACCCGGGCCGAGUGUUAGUGCUGCCGGUUACGGCGCCUUGUCACAGACACAACAACCGCAGCAACAACAAGCGCCUACUCCACAGCAACAGCAGCAACCAAACCAACAGCAAGCUCGCUUGCCACAUAACUAUCCCCAGGCACCGGGUCAACAUCCACUAUAUCCAGUUGCGCCGACAUCAGCGGGACAAACCGGUUCUUCUGUGCCGGUACCAGGCGGUCCACAGGGUUAUACGCACAGUCCUUACGGUAAUCCUAUGCAACAUCAAUCGAGUCGCACUGCUCAACAUGUUCCGUACGGUCAUUUGGAUCAGACUAAUCCUUAUGGUCAACAUGUGCCAACAUCGGCUGCACCGACUAGCGUACCAACGCAUCACUUAACUGCACAGCAGCAGCAGGCUGGACAGUUAGGUGCGCACGCAGCACCCCACAUGGGACCGGGCAGUCAGCAACAACAGCAGCAGCAACAACAACAACAACAGACUCCAACUGGCUUGCCUCAGUCAUCAUUGCCUCCUGGUUUGGGUGCGCCACAGCAGCAACAGCCCACCUCGCAUAUGUUGCAGAGCCAACAACAGCCACAACAGAUCCAACAGCAGCAGCAACAAAAUCAUGUUGGUCUAAUACAGCCGCCAAACCAACAUCAGCAGCUUCCAGGUGCUGGUUUGCCACCGCCGCAUAGUAUAGGAGUGCCACCAAGCUACAGUAGUCAUCAUCAACAGCAGCAGCAACAACAACAACAACAGCAGCAGCAACAGCAGCAACAACAACAGAAUCAGCAGCAACAAAGUAAUGUACAAAGUGUACAAUCCGCCGCAGCGUCAUAUUUGUCCUCAGCCAAGCAUCAGGCUACGUCAUCACAGUUAUCAUCAUCGCCACAAUACCGCGCACCAUUUCCGCAAUUAUCCCCACAAAUGUCACCGCGGCCACCGACAAUGUCACCGCAUCCGCAAAUGUCUCCGCGACCGGGCAUGUCGCCAGCUAAACCGCCACCACAGUCGCAAACGCAAGCGCAAACACAACAGCAAGUAAACUCACCCAAUCAACAGCAGCCGACUCAUCACAGCAUUUCGGGAAUGGUUGGUCUUACACCGCCACGUCCACAACUACCAAAUACUGGACCGCCAAGCUCCAAAUCUAGUGGUGGUCCACCAGUUGUCAACACACUACAAGCACUCGAACAGAUGGUUAUGCCAACGCAGAGCGUUAUGUCUGGUCCGGGCGGUGUACCAAUGGAAUAUCCGUCAGCCUAUCGUCAGGCUUCCAGCCACGCCACAAUGUCACCAAUGGGACCACGCAUGCCGGUUUCACCACAAAAUCACCUACAAUGGAGCCCACAUUUGGGCUUGCCACAGCCACAAAACCCCUCUCCAUUGAAUGUGAAUAGUGGGAUGAGCGCACAGUCGCAGUCGCAGUUGCAGCUCCAACAGCAACAAAUGAAUUUAUACGCCCAGGCACAGGGUAUGACCCAUCAGCAGCCACCGGCUGGACAUCCAUCAUCUAUUGGACCGCCACAACAGCAGCAGCAGCAACAACAACAACCAUCACAGCAGCAAGCGCAACCUCCCCAACCACAACAACAACCUCAGCAUCAGCAAUUAAAUGAGCAGUUACAGCAUUCCAUAAAUGAUAUUGUGGGUAGUGGUCAUCAACAUCAACAACAACAACAGCAGCAGCAACAACAACAACAGUUGCAACAGCAGCAGUUGCCGUCUAUGUCACCUAUGCAUACACAACAGCAACAGCAGCAGCAGCAACAACAACAACAACAACAGGUAUCGCCCUCUACUCAACAACAGCAACAACUGCAUCAUCAACCACCAGGCUUACCGAGCAUCCAUCAUAUAGGUCAUCAUCAGCUGCCACCAGCUACAGACCAUACUACUGCCUCGCUUAUGAACAGAAGCGCGUCUGCACAUGACCCCACAAUUGGCGGUAUACCGACUUCGCAAGCGCAGCAACAACAGCCGACUCUUGUUCAGUCGCAGCUGCAGCAACAAACGUCGCCACAUCAGCAACAGCAACAAUCGCCCCAUCAGCAGACUAUGCUGCAACAGCAGUCGCCAAGACAUCACCCACAAUUAUCACCACAUCAUCCAACCCCGCCCCAACAACAAAUGCAUCAACCAUAUCAACAGCAGCACAACCACCAGUUGCUAGGCGAUCCGUUUGCGGCAAUGUUAACGGCGACCCAAGAUGCACCAGCUAGUCUCCAGUCAAGCUUACAACAACAACAGAUUUCACAAUUGGAGUCGCAGCCGCCGCCGACGUCAACGCCUACGCAGAUCCUAACACAGACGCAGUCAGCGAUUCAGUCACAGUCGCAACCUCAGCCGCAGGCACAACCUCAGCAGCUGCCAUUACCACAACAGCAUCAACAACAACAACAACAGCAGCAGCAGCAGUCAACGCAGCGUGAUGCACAGCUGCCGUUAACACAGCCGUCUAUGUCUCCAGCGCACAUUUCGUCACCCAUGGCGUCCAGCCCAACUGUGACAGCGCAACAACAGCAACUUCAGCAUCAAUCGCUGCAAAUCCAACAACAGCAGCAGCAGCAGCCGCCACAACAGCCCCCAACACCGACAUCAACACCCUCACAUCAUUUGGCUAACAUACUGAACGAAACAGCCAACUCGAACGACUCUUCCACAUUGGCCGUAGUGGCUAACGACAGCAACAACAGCAGCAGCAAUAGUUCGACCAACAGCAUUGUCAACAACCAGCCCACCUCAGUGCAUGACAGUAAUUCGCAAAGCUCGAUCAACAGCAGCCAUCAUCAACAGCAAUCAAUGUCGGGCAUUGAUAGUCUCGGCAAUGCGGUGUUAAAUAGCAACUCGAAUUCCGCCACCGCCACUGGACACGGUGGCCUACUGGACAGCGCUGGCGCCAGUCUCUUCGACAACAAUUCGAUGUCUUCAACAAGCGCCGCCGUGGCUGCAGCAUCUUCGGCCGCGUCAGCUGCGGCUGCCAUGCUAGACAGUAAUUCGCAGUCCUCGUUUAUAGGCGCUGCCACGAAUAUUAAUGAUUUCGAAAAUGCCAGUAAGCUACAACAACAAAUUACUGAAAAUAAGAAUAUCGAAGAUGUCACGGCACAGCAAUGCGCGACAGAGUUGCCCUCAAAUGAACAGUCGGCAGAAAACGGUUUCAAAACACACGACACAACUGCCGAUGUUUCAAAGGCUUUGGAGGAAGAAAGUGCAUCCAUCAAAUCGUGCAAUGCAACGAUUGCAGAUGUGGAAAUGCCAGAAGAAAGAAUUAAGUCGUCAGAUACCACAGUCUCUGAUGUACUGCUGGAGCAAGCAAAAUGCUCAGAAGAGACGCUCUCUGCUACAGAAACUGAACCGCAAAUGACAAUGGUUCCUGAGCAAACGCCCACACAGACAGUGCUGCCACUGUCGGAGCCAACUCCAACGCCAGCGCAGCAAACUGCCGCGCCGACAACAGCAGUGGGCGAUACCCUGACUCAAAUCACUGCUGUACCAAACGUGACAACGGUGGCAACAAAUCCACCACAACAAACAUUCUCGCAAACACCGCCACAGAUGGCGCCAAUGCUGCCUCCACUGUUGCCUCACAAUCCUAUGGCCAAUACGCCCGGCAUGACUGCUAUGGGCUAUGAUGGUACGCAACAGUUGAUGAUGCCACCAUAUGGCGCACCCGUGCCACCGCCGGGUCACAUGUAUCCGCCCUAUCCGCUUUUACAUCAGCAAGAAGUUGCGGCACUGCAACAACAAUUACAAGAAAUGUAUUGCAUGCCACCGACAGGUCCCGAUCACCAAGAGAAAAUCAUGCGUCUACAAGAUCGUUUGAAUAUAUUGCAACAACACGAGCUAAACGAUCAAUGUACUGGCGCCGGACCGCAAUGUGUUCUCUACCAGACCAGCGGCAUACCUGCUCUGUAUGGUAGCAGCAGUGUACUCCACAGCCAAAUGAUGGUUGAGAGUCCGCAAGUGUCGAGCACCACCGGUCGUGGUCGUGGUAAGGGUGCCAAUAAACCUCGCAAACCGCGCACCAAGAAGGAAAAAGCGGCAUUGCAACAAAUGCAACAACCUAACAGCGAUAUUAUGGACAUAAGUGGCAACAUCAUGCCACCAAAUGCGAUUCCAACAACUCAGUUGCCUGUUUCGGAAGAUUGUGUGACGCAGGGCGCUGGUGAUACGUCGGUCGUGGGAAUGCUGGAGUAUAAUGAAGGCAGCGGUGAUCACUCGCAAGACGUUGUGCACUCUGCUAACGAACUCGAUACAUCUACAGAUGAUGCAGGAAAGAAAAAGAAGCCGCCGCGUAAGCCACGAGCACCAAAAGAUCCAAAUAAGCCGCCGCGUGAUCGCACACCCAAAGCGAAAAAGAUCAAAGAUGGUGAACUUAACUCGAGUGAAUCGCUCGCUUCAAUACGACGACGCAGUGGCGCCAAAAAGAAGAAGAAUGGUGAAGACGACGAAAAGGCUGAGGGCAGUGAAGCAGAGGACAACAAGCCGCUUUCCGUCUGCAAAUCAGAUGCCGCAGAACAAAGCGGCAAUGCCACAAAUGAUGUCUCUGAUGGCGGCAAUAAGCCUGAAACUACAACAUCGGACGAUCCCAAUAGCGAAGUUAAAUCUACCAAUAUCGAUGGUGACGCCCCUGACUACGAUGAUAUACCAGUGUCAAAAAUACCAACAACGCGUACGCCUAUGGACGAUGAGAAGUCUGGAGAAGCCGGUGAUGAGACUAUAGACUCAAUACCUGAUUCUGCCGGCGAUUCCGCAACCACGCCAAGUCGUAGAAGCAAGAAACGUUCAGGUGGUCGCAAUCGUGGUAAUAACAGCGAUGACGCUACCUACACCACACGUCGCAGAGGUCAGCUCUCUGCACGUGCACUUAAGAAACGCCGUAAUCGCGGUCGCAUCGUACCCGAAUCGGAUGGUGAGGAUGACACGUUGGCUAGCACGCCACCACCAUCACCACCACCCGACUCCGAAACGGACACAAAUAAACGACGCUCUUCCCGUAAUACCCAACGAAAGAAGUAUAUUGACGAUGUAAUGCUACGAUUCUCCGACGAUGAUUCGUCCUUGAUGGCGUCGCCGGUUAAGAAAGAAAAGAAAAGUUCGAAUGCAGCAGCAGCUGCAGCGGCUGCGGCAGCCAUAGCUCCACCAAGCAACGAUGCCGACAAAGAUGCCAGUGCCGCGAAUUCCGGUGCCGAAGGUGAAAGCGCCACUACGGAUGAAAAGCCUACAACGGCAGAAACUGAAGACGGAACGGCCACCGAAGCGAGCUCCAGUACAGCAACGGAUAAAGACAAGUCCGCAUUAGAAGCGCCUCCACCACUAUCUUCUAAGCCUAACUACGUGUAUAUCAAUACCGGCGAUGAGGAUAGUAUGGUAGUGCAGUAUGUAUUAGCGGUGCGCAUGGGAAGACGUGAACUUAUACCGGAUCCACCACCAACACAACCCAAGGCUGAGAAGGAUGCAAAAGAAGAUAACAAGGAGGAUACAACUGUUGAAAAAUCCGAAGAAACAGAUAAAGAAAAACCGAUUGAAGAACUGAAGAAAGAGGGCGAAGAUGCAGCUGAAGACCACAAAAUGGAUGUGGAUGCUGAAAAAUUAGAAAAAGAAUCUGAAAAGACUGAUGCCAUCGAAAAUAACGCAGAAGAAGAAAAGGCUCCUGAGAAAAUGGAGAUCGACGAGAACGUUAAAAGUAAUGAUGUUGCAGAAAAGAAAGUAAAGGAAAGUGAAGAUUCCACAAUGGAUUCUAAAGAUGCUGAAGUCAAAGAUAGCGAAAAUAAAGAAGACCAUGACAGCGGUAAAACUGAAGACGAAAAGAAUGAGGAAGUGGCUACAGAAAACAAAAAUGAAACAGAAAAGAACGUGGACGAAGACAAAUCCACCGAGAGUAACGCUAAUAAACUAGAAGAACCAGAGAAAAAUUUACCUGAAGAUAAAAUUGAUACAGAGAGUAAAGAUACAGCGGAGAAAAUGGAUGUUGACGAGGUGGAAGCUAAAGUUGAAGCCGAAAAAUCCGAUGACUCUGCUCAGCAGGACUCGGAUGAGAAAGCUGACGUUUCUGAACCGAAAGAACUUAAAGAUGGUGAAGCUGCAUCCGUGACUGAAAAGGAUGCAGAGAAAGAAAAUGAUGGUGAAAAAGCCAAAGAGGAGGACAAAAAAGAUAAGAGCGAUAAAGAUAAAGAUGAUGAUGAUGAGAGGAGCAAAGACGCAGAUUCUAGCACAACAAAACCAGAACCAGUUUACAUCGACGUUGAAGAAUUCUUCGUUAAAUAUCGGAACUUCUCUUAUCUGCAUUGCGAGUGGCGCACCGAAGAGGAAUUGUUCAAAGGCGAUCGCAGAGUUACUGCCAAGAUACGCAGAUUCCAGCAAAAACAAGCACAACAAAUGAACAUAUUCGAUAGCAUCGAGGAAGAUCCCUUCAAUCCCGAUUUUGUAGAAGUCGAUCGUGUAUUGGAUAUGUCCGUGCACACAGAUGAAAAUACCGGCGAAACGACAAAGCAUUAUUUGGUAAAAUGGAAGUCCUUACCUUACGAAGACUGCACGUGGGAGCUGGAAGAGGAUGUGGAUGAUGAUAAGAUUGAGCAGUAUAUGCGUUUCAAUAAAUUACCACCACGUCCCGAGUGGAAAAACAAAAAACGUCCACAUCCCGAGCAAUGGAAGAAACUCGAAAAGACGCCCGUCUAUAAGAGUGGCAAUACGUUGCGUCCGUAUCAGUUGGAGGGUUUAAAUUGGUUGAAGUUCUCGUGGUAUAACUCACAUAACUGUAUCUUAGCUGAUGAAAUGGGUUUAGGAAAGACCAUACAGAGUUUAACAUUCGUACAUUCGGUAUACGAAUAUGGCAUACGUGGUCCCUUCCUCGUUAUUGCACCGCUAUCGACUAUACCAAAUUGGCAGCGCGAGUUUGAGGGUUGGACCGAUAUGAACAUCGUGGUCUAUCACGGUUCUGUAACGAGCAAACAAAUGAUACAAGACUACGAGUUCUAUUACAAAACCGAAAGCGGUAAAGUGCUUAAAGAGCCCGUGAAAUUCAAUGUACUAAUUACGACAUUCGAAAUGAUUGUUACUGAUCACAUGGACUUGAAAUCGUUCAAUUGGCGUUUGUGUGUCAUCGAUGAGGCGCAUCGUUUGAAAAAUCGUAAUUGCAAGUUGUUGGAAGGACUCAGACAAUUGAAUUUAGAACAUCGUGUGCUACUCUCAGGUACACCACUGCAAAAUAAUAUAAGUGAGCUGUUCUCUUUGUUGAAUUUCCUCGAGCCGAAUCAAUUUUCUUGCCCCGAGGAAUUCAUGCGUGAAUUCGGUAGUCUGCAUACCGAAGAGGAGGUGAAUAAAUUGCAAGCUCUACUGAAGCCAAUGAUGUUACGUCGACUCAAAGAUGAUGUCGAAAAAUCGCUUGCUCCCAAGGAGGAAACCAUCAUCGAAGUCGAACUCACAAACAUACAAAAGAAAUACUAUCGUGGUAUUUUGGAACAGAACUUUUCUUUCCUCAAAAAAGGCACAACCUCCGCGAAUAUACCCAAUCUCAUGAACAUGAUGGAGCUGCGCAAAUGCUGCAUACAUCCGUAUCUGUUGAAUGGCGCCGAAGAGCAGAUACAAUACGAUUUUCGCGCGCAACAUGGCGAUGAUCCCGAAUCGUAUUAUAAGAAUCUUAUACAAUCCGCUGGUAAAAUGGUGUUGAUCGACAAACUGCUGCCAAAGCUGCGCGCGAAUGGUCACCGUGUGCUGAUUUUCAGUCAGAUGGUGCGCUGUCUAGAUAUACUGGAAGAUUAUUUGGUGUAUCGCAAGUAUCCAUUUGAGCGUAUCGAUGGACGCAUUCGCGGUAACUUGCGUCAAGAGGCCAUCGAUCGCUACUCCAAGCCUGGUUCAGAUCGUUUUGUUUUCUUGCUGUGUACCAAAGCUGGUGGUUUGGGCAUUAACUUGACUGCAGCCGACACAGUUAUCAUUUACGAUUCCGAUUGGAAUCCACAGAACGAUCUACAAGCGCAAGCGCGUUGUCAUCGUAUCGGUCAGCGUAAAAUGGUAAAGAUUUAUCGUCUGCUCUGCCGCAAUACAUACGAACGUGAGAUGUUCGAUAAGGCUUCGCUUAAGUUGGGUUUGGAUAAAGCCGUCUUGCAAUCGAUGAAUACGCACAACUCCAAGGACGGUAGCAACAGGCAGUUGUCGAAGAAGGAAAUUGAAGAUUUGCUGCGUAAGGGCGCCUAUGGUGCUGUAAUGGACGACGACAAUGCUGGCGAUAAGUUCUGCGAAGAAGACAUUGAUUCGAUUUUGAAACGGCGCACACAAGUUAUUACAAUGGAAUCCGAGAAGGGUUCAACAUUUUCGAAGGCGUCAUUUGCUGCUUCCGGCAAUCGGUCGGAUAUCAAAAUCGAUGAUCCCGACUUCUGGACCAAGUGGGCCAAGAAAGCGGAUAUUGAUCCGGAUGCUUGUGAACGUGACGAAACCGAAGAUCUUGUGCUCUCAGAGCCGCGCAGACGCACGCAAAUCAAACGCUAUGGUCACGAGGACGUCAUGGAAAUCAACUCCGAUGACUCUUCCAACGAUAAUAGCGAUGAAGAAGGUGGCAUAAGUUUACGUUCAAGACGACGCAAGGAAAAACGCAUGCGUGAACGUGAGCGCGAAAAGAAAACAAGCAUAAACGACGAGUACAUACCAAGAGAGCGCGAUGCUUUAGCCUCGCUGGGUUUGGAUGAAAUCCAAUACGGCAAUUGGGCCAAAUCGGAGUGCUUCAAAGUGGAAAAGGGUCUGCUAUCAUUCGGCUGGGGUCGUUGGCCCGAAAUUCUCGAAUUAGGCCAAUUUAAGCGCGGCUGGCGUGAAAUGGACGUUGAAGACUGCGCCAGAAUAAUUCUGCUCUAUUGCUUGCAAGUGUAUAAGGGUGAUGAGAAAAUCAAGAAUUUCAUUUGGGAUCUAAUAACACCGACUGAGGAUGGUGAAGUGCAGAAGAUCAGCAGGGAUCAUAGUGGCCUACAUAAUUUGGUGCCACGAGGUAGGAAUGCAAAAGGUCGUAAUGGUGGCAAGGCGCAAAAAGAGCUGGCAAAUGCAGCUGCUGCGGCUGCUAGCGCCACGCCAACCAACAAAACGGAGGCUGAUAAGGAUGCGGGCGCCAGCACGAGCGCCGCCACAUCGGCAACCGCAUCACCGACCAAUGCCACUUUAUCGCCGUCAAGUGUAACCACACCGAUUUCGACUUCGAAUCCCAAUGCCAGCGCUAGUCAAAAUGCGCUCACCGAUCCGAAUCACUGGAGUAAGCAGGAGAAAUUCGAUGCCGAUGCGUUUUUGGAAUGUGCUUAUAAGAAGCACUUGAGCAGACACGCGAAUAAAGUACUUUUGCGCGUGCGUAUGCUCUAUUACAUUCAACAUGAGGUUAUCGGCGACCUAGUGCAGCAAAUCAAAGAUAACACACCCGUCAGCUAUCGCGCCUUCUCUCACACAGAAAAUAACACAAAAAGCGAGCUCCCCAUUCGCCCGCCCGCAACGCCCGAUCAAGUGCCAGCAUCAUGGUGGAAUCCCGCAUGCUGUGAUAAGAGUCUUUUGGUCGGAACAUACAAGCAUGGAUGUGAAAUGUACCGUCAAAUACGCGCCGACCCGAACUUGUGUUUCGUGAGUCAUGUUGGCGCCGGUGAUGAUACGGCCGUAACGAAUUUGCCGACGAACGAAGACGAUGCAAACUCCAAACACGAGGAUGCCGAAGAGAUUGACGACGAUGGCACCGCGACCAAAGACUCUGAUUCCACCAAAUUAACGGCUGGUGACAACAAAGACUCACUCGAUCCCGAGCGUCCCAGUUCAUCGGGUAAGAGCAAAAAACGGGCGAAAAGCGAAGCCGCUGACGCUGGUAGUGUUGGUGUCGUCGCUGCGAACACUGUGGCUACUGUCGACGGCACCGCCGACGCAACUAAUAAGGCGCAAACAAAUGAAAACGAAAGUGAACAAUCUAAAGAAUCUGAUGAAAAUCAGACAAUUAAAGAAAAUAUUGAGAAUUCGGAGAAGAAGAAAGAAGAAUCAGAAACAAAAGAACAAAUUACAAAUGAAACCAAUGAUGCUGAUGCCUCCGUUGAGAAUGUUGAAAAUGAAUCGACAACACUGGCAACCGAUGGUGUUUCGUCAUCCACCACCACCACCAUCGCAACUGAGACAGCAACCACAACAACAAACGAAGCACCAGUUGCGAUGGACACAGACGAUACAGCAGUCGAUGGCAAAUCGGAGACCACCACGGUUGCCACUGUUGGUGGAGAUUCAACUUCAACUGAUACAACGGCGCCCUCAACAUCAACAUCGUCAUCACCCGCCGAUAAUAGCGGCACUGAAGCCGCCGCAACGGCUAAGAUUGACAGUGCUUGUGAAAUGACGACAGAAAAUGAUAUUGAAACGCCGGUCGGUGCUGUCGAUAGUGCAACAGCCACCAACACAAACGCUACCGCCAUUGAAUCCACUGCAAGCAGCAGUAGCACUACAGCUAAUGCUUCCAUUACCAUAACCACACCCACUUCUAAUACAAAUAAUGAACAAACGCAAAAUGACACUCUUAAUUCGACCACCGUAGGCUUAGAUGAAGAAGAAAGUGUUGCAAGUAGUUAUCCACCGACGACAAUGGCAGUGGAAGAUGCCACCAUGUGGCCAUCCAUGCAAGAUUUGAAUACGCGCUUGAGGCGUGUCAUAACAGCCUAUCAGCGUAAUUAUAAGAAAGAAGAAUUGAAACAACAACAAAAAGCCAAGCUGCAAGCGUUGGUCUCGUCCACACCGCCAUUAUCGGUGCCCACUACGCCAACUCUACAAUCCAUGCAAAUGCAGAUGCAAAAUGCUGCUGCCACUGCUGCUGGCGGCGUCGGUGUCGGCAGUGGUGCCGCCACAGGAGCACCACCAUCCCACCAACAACAAGCAAACACCAUCGAACCGGGCAAUCGUAGCCUACAAGCGUUGAUACAACAGAAUACGAAUGUCCUUAGCGGCAACGGCAAUGCUGGUGUUGGCGGCCGACAAACACCACAACAGUUAUCAACAGGUGCCAGCACAUCAGCCGCCGCAGCGGCCGCAGCUGCAGCUGCAAAUGGCGGCAACUCGAAUGUCGUUAAUGUACCGAAUAUUGGUCAAGGCAUGACAACAAGUGGUGUUGGUGGUGGUCAACAUUUGGCUCAAUCGUUGCAACAUUCACAGCUAAAUACAUCGCAGGCACAACAGCAACAGUCGCAACAGCAUCAGCUGCAACAACAACAACAACAAACGAUUGGUCACCAACAGCAACAGCACCAGCAACAACAACAGCAGCAGCAGCAGGCAGCAGCAACAGCCGCUACGGUUGCAGCACAGAUGCCAACUGCCGCCGAUAUUGGAUUAAUGUUGAGCUUAUUAAAUACGACCGAUGUCAGUCAGUUGGCUAAUUUGGAUCUGAAUAAACUGGCCAUGUAUUUGAAAAUGGAACGUCAAGGCAAAAUGGAGUUGGCAGCCAAGGAACGCGAGAGCCAACGUCUACAACAAAUACCCAAGAAGUGGAAUCGCCGCGAAGAAUAUGAAUUCUUGCGUGUACUCACUGGUUAUGGUGUAGAUCUGCAGCCACCUACCUCGCUGGGCAUCGUAUUGGCGCCAGACUGGACGAAAUUUAAGCAAAUGGCGCAUUUGGAACGCAAAAGUGAUGAAACUUUAAGCGAUUACUACAAAGUAUUCAUAGCGAUGUGCAAGCGCAAGGCCGGUGUCAAACUCAAUGAAAAUGAACGUGGUCUUGAGGGCAUCAUUGAUGAAAUCAGUGAAGAUCACGCCAAACUCAUACUGGAGCGGCUGGAAUUGCUCUCGAAAUUGCGUGAAGUCGCUAGACAUCCACAGCUGGAGGAACGUCUGAAGUUGUGUCAGAUGAAUGCAGACACACCGGACUGGUGGGAGCCGGGCAAACAUGAUAAAGAACUCAUAGCGGCCGUGUUGAAGCAUGGUCUUUACCGUUCGGAGACGUUCAUUUUCAAUGAUCCGAAUUUCAGUUUUGCUGAAUCCGAAAAGCGUUUUAUACGCGAAUUAGAGGCACAAAUACAACGCUCAAUCAAGCUGGAGUCUUUCAAUGCUGAGCGAUUGCCAGCGUCGAUGCCCAUUGUGAAGGGUGAGAUAAUCGAUUUAGACGAUGAAUUGCUAACAAAAGAUAGCCUAAUCAAAAAGGAACAAUUCACACCUGUUAAAACUGAAGUGAAAGCCGAACCUCUGGCAGAAGUUGGCGAUAAACUCAGUGCAACAAAAGCCGAAUUAGAAACAUCGGCAUCUGAGACCGAUGAACAGGUCAGUAAGAACGCUGAUGACCAUAGCGAUGUCAGUGAAGAACGCAAAUCAAGCGCUGAGCAGACAGUAAAUAGUGAAAUGGCGGCUCAAGAUGCUGCCAAGGAUUUGGUUGCAGGAAACAAAGACGCUGAUGUGAUACAUGAGAUACCAGAUGAUGACCCAGAGACCGAUACUUUAAGCGCGCACGAUAAAUCAACUGACGAGAUUUCGGCUGAAAAGCUUUCCGCUACUGCGACAGAGCCAACUACUGAUGCAGUAUCCAAAGACGAAUGUGAAAAAAUGGAUGUUGAUGAAAAUGCGAUCGCGGAAAAAGACACGGACGAUGCUGAGCGUGAGCAGUCCAAAGAAGUGACGACGAACGAUGUUGGUGGCUCACCCGAAACUGAGCACAGUGCUGCUGAGAAGUCAGAAAUCUCAGAAAAAACUGAAUCAACUCCUACCGUUGAAACGGAAUCUAAUGCAGAUAAUGAUGACGAUAAAAAGUCAACUUCUUCGGCUAUUGAUAGUGAGAAAAACAAAUCUGCUGACAGCGAAGAUGUUGUCAUUGCACAAGAAGACGGAACGAAUAAAGAUGCCGUUGUCGCUUCUAAUGCAGAUGCUGAAGACAUCAAAUCUAAAGUAGAUGAUCUAACAAUCGAAGAUGAGAGCGGUGUUAAACCAGCAGCAGCUGAAAAAUCAACGGCUGGUAAAGAAAUACUGGAUUUGGCCGCGCCCAACACCGGUGCCACUGAUCCCGAUGAUGAGGAGGUCAUGAAAGAAAAAGAAAAGGCUGUUGAAGAGGAGUGCAAAAAGCAAGCUGCUGAAUUGAAGGCACGUUUCCCAGAUUUAGAGGUUAUACAACCAGCUAACGUCAAACAAAAGCAGGAUAAACCCAAAUUGGAAAUGUGUAUGAUACGUUGGUUUAAAGACUUCGCGCUGGAACGCCGGAUUUCGCACAUUGUCAUCUGCAUUGAGACUAACAAGUGGCCCGUAAAUAGAAACUACACCGCAUUUGCCGGUUGUAAGGGUAUUGAUCUGAAUAUCUGUCUGCACGAGGCCAUACCACAUCUUAAAAAUAUUGAGCGCGCACCAACGACGCCCGAUGUAAUCACCAUAACUACCGAACAGGGUGUUACAAAACAACUGCAAACAUCGCAGAUGCAACAAGUCGCUGGCACCGUGCCAGCUCCAACAGUACCGGUAACCACUCCGCCUGUGGUUAAUGCAAAUAUUACAGGACUGGGACUGCUACCACCACCAGCAGCCGUAGCUGGCAUUAAUGGCGCUGGCAAGGGUAUUGGUAGUAUGGCUGCGCCACCGUUGGACGCCAACAGCAUAAAUGCUGCAGUUGCGGCUGCCGUUGCUGCAGCUGCCGCCGGCAACAAUCCAAAUGCACUCUCAGCGAAUACGCUAUCAGCACUGUUACCCGGCAUGACCAUGACGCCAGCCACCGCAGCAGCGGCGGCGGCCUUGAACAACGCACCAGUGGUGCCGCAGGCCGCGAAUAUGCCGAGCACUGUGCCAUCGCCCUUACCACCGGUCACACAGAGUACGGGCAAGAAACGUAAACGACAUAUAGCCAUCGAUGUGGAGACUGAGCGUGCCAAACUACACGCCUUGUUAAAUAGUUCCCAAAAUAUGGGCCUCAAAGAUUGGGAGACUGAAAUUGCAAAUAUGGAGCCAUUAGCUGCCACGGCGCAGCCUUCAGGACGACGUAGCGCUUCGGCUGUAUCACCGGCGGCGCCGGCAGCAUCUGCCACUAAUAUGUCACUGCAGCCACCACCUGCGCAUCAACAUGCCUCGUUAGCGCGCCAAUCAUCCGGACAAUUCAGCAAACCGGCCAUACCACCACUCAAGACGCCACCAACGCAAAUGGGUGCACCCAUGGACUUGUCCUCAAGUUUGCCGCGCAUGAACAUGACCGACAUACUGAAGUCAGCAUCUAACGCGUCCGGUGCCAUUGAUUUGAGCGAAGUACAAGACUUCUCAAUGCCUUCGAAGAAGUCGUCGACCUCACAUUUACAGGCUUCACUGAGUUCCGCUUUUCCAUCUAUGGGCGGCAAGAGCAAACUUGAUGACACCCUCAACAAAUUAAUGAAGAAGAAUAAUUGCACUAUUGAAGAACCCGUUAUCGGCAAGGAGAAGAAACGCAAGAAGCUCGAUGAAAUCGUGUUGGGUCUAUCAGCAGCCAAGGAACAGAAAACCUUCCCUGAUCCCUCGCUGCCGUCAUCAAAGAAGCCGCAAAUACCACCAAGCGUCUCGGUAACGCCAGCCAAUCUGCCGACUUCGGCUUCCAAUCAAAACCAACAAAAUCAAAAGCCGUUUACUAUCACUGUUACGACAGUGCCUGGAAAAUCUAAGUCUGGUAGCAAUUCUUCAAUGCCUUCGCCAGCGUCCGCGCCUUCGUUGUCCAACAGCAACAUGCCAUUGAUGAGCGGCGGUUUGUCAUUAAAAGAUAUUAAUGCCUUUGUUGCCCAAACCAUGGCUUCGGAUCCGCAGACCUUACUUAAGCAACAGCAAAAGAUGAUGCAGUGCUUGCCACCGGCGCAACGCAAAGCAUAUGAAGCCAUGUUCGCCGAAAUAGAACAAGCCAUGAAGUUGAGCGCUAAAUAUAACGUGCCUGACUCUAAGGUAAAUAAAUGGUUGACGGACAUGAGUACACCACUGACUGACCAGUUGAAUAUGGACUUCAGCAAUGCCGCGGCAGCGAGCACGAGUAGCAAUACAAACAGUCGACGUUCGAAUCGGCAGCAGAGCAGUAACGCGUCCCAUCAAUCAUCGGUGGCUCAGAUGAAUAAAGCCGCCGCUGCGCAAUCCGCACAAUCGCAUGCACAUCAGCAACAACAACAGCAGCAAUCGGCUAUGGCUGGCCCUCAAGGCCUGACCGGCGAAGAGCCGGUGCCUGUGGUCAAUAAACAGACCGGCAAACGUAUUUCGGGCAGCAAAGCGCCACAACUGAAGCGUCUGAUGCAAUGGUUAACUGAAAAUCCUGCUUACGAGGUUGAUCCCAAAUGGUUGGAACAAAUACAGAAUCCCAUGUCGAUACCAUCGCCCAAACUUAGCUCUGUGGACAACAGUAAUUAUGCGUCAACAAGUAAAUCGUCGCACGGCGGUCGACCAUCGUCCACGUCGAGCAGCUCGUCUUCUGGCGCGCACACGCAACAGCAACAGUCCUCAUCGGCACAAUCGUCACCAGCGCCGUCGCCCACUGUGUCUUCCAAGAAGUCUUCACGGCAAUCGGCGAUCGAUCAGGCAAAUGCCGCCAUGCAAUUUGGCUCAUUGGCUGGACUAAACCCGAAUCUAUUAGCCAGUUUACCAGGCCUUGGUGCAUUUGAUCCAAAGAACCCGCUGGGCGCCUUUGAUCCAAAGAAUCCUUUGCUCUCAAUGCCAUUUGCCGGCAUGCCCGGUAUGGGUAACAUACCUGGACUGAAUAAUUUGAACAACAUGAAUCUGUUUGCCAGCUUAGCAAGCAUGGGUGGACUCGGCAACUUGGCUACUAUGGAUCCGCAAACACUAGCCGCAUUAAUGGCUGCUGGAUCGACGUUAGCUGGUUUGGGUGGCCCGAAUGCCGGCACCGGCAACACUGGUACUGGUAAGAACUCACAAUCUGGUGGCUCAUCGAGCAAGAAAAACAAAAAUGAUGCACAGCAAAAUGCCAUGAGUUUGGGUGCAUUGACAGGAAAUACUGGCAACAGCAGCAAUACUGGUGGCAACAGUGGAAACUCGUCGAAUAAAAACGCCAACGCUGCAGCUGCGGCAGCAUCGCAACUGACAGGCUGUUUCCCGUAUCUGUUCCCUAAUCCGUCAUUACUUUAUCCACCAAUGGGUCUUGGCGGCUUGAAUCCCUAUUCAUUGGGUUCAUCGGGUCUUGGCUCAGCGUAUGAUCAAUUAGCGCAACAAUACAACCUAUUAAAUGGUGGCGCAGGUGUAACCUCAUCGGCAGGCAACUCCUCCACAACGCAGUCAAAAUCGCAUCAAUCUCAAUCGAAAUCCAGUAAUUCGCGUGCAUCCACAUCGUCCGCCUCAUCAGCUGCCUCUGUAGCAAGUCUUAUGAACGCAAUGGCGAGCAUGGGUGCAGCCGGUCAACCACCAACCAGCGUAAGCAGUUCGCAGUCCUCAUCGCGCAGUAGCGGUCGUCAGUCGGCGGCAAGUCGCGCUGCCGCUCAGGUAGCUGAAAUGGCACAGCUUUCAAGUCUGUUAUUACCGGGCACAGAUCCUCACCUGCUGGAAGCACUUAGCCGCAUGGACUUAGCACAAAGUACACGUUUACUGAGCUCCUUGGGCAUACCACCAAUCGCUACGCCUUCAGUACAAUCAUCAUCGGCUGAUAAACGUUCGUCCAACAGCAAUUCAGCUGCCUCAAUAGCUGCGGCCCAGCAAGCACAGGCAGAGAAGCAGGCCGCAAAGGAGCAGCAAAAGUGGAUGGAGAGUUUGGCACGCGGUCAACUACCCACGGACUUGGCCACAUUGCAAGCCUUUUCACAAGGCAAAUUCCCUGCCUCAUUGACGGGUGGUAGUCAACCGUCCUCCACGUCAUCGUCGGCGACAACUUCGUCGGCUUCGUCGAGCAAGAACGCCUCGAAGGCGGCGGCUGCUGCGCUAGCUGCACAAUUGCCGCAAAUACUUGGUUUGCCAAGUGAUUUUGCACCAGCAAUGAUAGCCGACAUGGCUCAUGCGUUGACCGCUCCUGGUUCGUUGGCUAGUUUGGCGGGCUUGACUGCGCCACCAACCAGUAGCGCAUCAUCAAUGAUGGGCGGCGGCGGCAGCAGCAGCACUUCGAGUUCAUCGAAACGCCAACGAGGCGGCGCCGGCGGUGGCAGUGGCGGUGGUAGUACUAAUAGUAAUAUGCUUGAUCCCGAUGCCUUGACCAAGGAUGCCUUCAAACAACAAAUGGAGUACUAUACAAAAACAUUAGGACUUGGAUCCGGCAUCUCGCUAAUACCCACCUCAGUUGCGACAAGUAUGAGCACUAGCGGCGUAUCCAAUUCGCUUUCGAAUGCACAACUUGAUGACCAUCACAAAUCGAAGCGUUCACGUGUCGAUUCACAUGCGGCUGCAUUAGCAAACGCCAAGGAUGAACUAUCCGCUGCAAUGUUGGCUAGUGGCCUGCCCCUCAAUCUUGGCGGCGGCAUGACCAGCAUAGAGAAGAGUCUACGCAGCGGCAGUAUCGGCAUGGGUGGCGGUGGUGGUGGUGGCGCUACGAUGCCCGAAGCCGACAAAGUCACAUUAACACCACUCAACUCCGCUGGCAUUGCGGCCAACCUGCCAUCGCAGACCACCAUCACCAUUGCGCCACCGAUCAGUUCCGGUGCCAGUUCCAGCAGUGAACGCUCCGAACGCAGUGAAUCGCGCAUCUCAUUGACCAUCACAAAUGCUGCCGAUGCGGCGAAAUUGCCGCCACCUUACGAGGAAGCCGACGAGCUAAUAAUACAACCCAUACUGAAGAAGCCGCAAAAUACACCAACAUCGACGGCGCCCAGCAUUGCAUCAAGCACACACGGCAGCGUCGAAGACUUGGAAGCAGCUGUAGCUGCUAGCAUGGGCGGUGGUGCUGGCACCAGUGGCACCACUACACCCACGCCAUCAACAUCUGCAGCUGCAGCAGCGGCCGCGGCGGCGGCAGCAGCUUCCGCCAACGAAGAACAUCGUCGCUCAUCCAGCCGUUUGAAACGACCACGCACGGGCAAUGAUCAUUCACUUAGCGAACAACCGCCCGAAAAGCGACGCGAAUUGCGCUCAACGCGUCACACGCGCCAAUCGAGCGGCAGCCUAGAGACAUCGCUGAAUUUGUCAACAAAUAGCGAGGCUGAUGAGAAGAACGAAUGAGUACUGCGACGUACCACGCGACUGAUGACGAGUAAAUAGGACAAACAUGCGCGCAAGAAGCGGCUACAAAAACAAAAGAUAAUUAAUAAGAAGCAUUAAGAAUUUGCAAGUAUAGUUAUGCAAGGAUCAAAGUGAAAACGAGGAGAGAGGAGUCAACAGAAAUUACUAGUAUUAGCUAAAAAAUUUCCUGUACGUUUACUGGUUCAACGCCACCAACUAAACGAGUUAUCGAAUGCUUACUGCUGCUGCUGCUGCAAUUCGGUACUCGCUUACAAGUGAAAUGCGUUUUCUAAAAGUUGCUGCAAAUUCACAGAAAACCACACACAUUUCACACUAUUGUAAUGCAAUGCUGCCAGGGCAGAAAGAGUGUUGUGCGCGUGCAAGCGCGAAAUGGCAACUGCUGCAAACGCCAUUUGGUCGCUUGAGCGCCGGCCGACCAGUCUGCCCAUCACCAAAACACAUGUGCUUGUCAAUUAUACUGCUGCGUUUCAAUUCGACAAGUGGCAUACGUUUCUCUUUGUUGAACUCUCAGCUGCAGUUGCGCGCCUCUCUCCUCACUCUUAUAUCUAAUAAUAUAUAUACAUAUGUAUGUAUAAGUUCUCUCUGACAUAGUAAAUAUUGAAGGGCUGAGCAGAGUGUUGAACGGAAAUCUAUUAUGAAAAGCGCUUAUAAUUAUAAACAGAUUAUAAAAAAAUGAACAGUUAUUAUUAUAAAUUAUUGCUAAAAGAAAACAAAAACAACAAAAAAUAUUAAUAUUAAUCAAUUUAGCUUAUAACGACAAUUUAAUUUAAUUGGAUUGCUUAAUAAUUUACGUUAAUAUUGUAGCAUGCACAAGCUAGACUACAGACCGUAACGAUAAAAAUGGAGCUUACGACGUUUAUAAUACUGAUAUCGAUCAUUGUAACGCAUAAUGAUAGUUGUAGUUGUAUUGUAAUGUAUUGUAUUUGUAAUAAUGAUGAGCGUAAUUCUCGAAAUCGCUUGCAGAAUUUAAAUACAAAAACCGAAAAGCGUAAAUAAUUGAAUAGAAAACUUACACAUAUACAAUUAUAUAUACAUACAUAUACAUAGAUAUAUUUUCUUAAACGUGUGUAUUUUAUAAAUUAUAUAAUAUAUAUUUUUUAUUUUUAAACUUUUAAUUUUUAAUAACCUAAUUAUUUGUUUUGAUUAUAUUAUGGUAAUUAUUACAGUUUAUAGUGUCAAAGAAACAAAAACAAAUAUUAUUAAUAAUAAAGUAAUGCAAAUGCAGGCAUAUUAAGAAUAAGUUAGCAAACAAGUCUGUUGUCAUUUAAUACAAACAAAGAAAAAAUACCUAACCUAACAAUUUUUUGAUUUUAUUGGUGAUUUUCUAUUUUCACACACUUGAAAUUUAUUUUAUUUGUGAUUUUCUAUUUUCACACACUUGAAAUUUAUUUUAUUUGUGAUUUUCUAUUUUCACGCACUUGAAAUUGUUGCAGCAGCGUUAGCCGCAAGCAAAAUCGAAUUUGCACCACUUUAGCAAUAUUUUUUUCUGCAAUUAGCGCCGGAAGUGUGUGUAAGUUUAGGGCGCUGCAAUGUCACACGUUGUUGACAUAUAACAGUUAAUCACAGGCAUACACAUUUUCAUACUUCCAAUGUUGUCAUGCAGCAAUUUUGCAGGCGCUUAAAGCAAAUUCUAACAACUUUUUUCAAGCAAACUUAAUUUUGAUUAAUUGCAAUACAAUUAAUUUGCAACGCCACUUGUAGCGUCUCCUAGAGCUUUUGCUUUAAGUGAAAGUUUCCCAAAUUUAUUAUUUUUUUUUUUUCAAUUUUUUUGAGACUAGUACAACAAUUUGUGCACGUGCACCCUAAGCAAGCGCCACCACUUAGUAAUAGUUUCAUUGUAAACUUAGCUAGCCUCCUUUAUUAUUAAUAUUCACUACUAAUUUGUAAGCAUAAUGCCGCAUAAACACGUAGCAGAACUACAAACAAACCAAUAUGCAUACACACACAUAUUUUAUUUCAAUUGACAUUGUAUUUGCAUUUUUAGUUUAUAUUUUAUAUAAAAUCCAAUAAAUGCAUUGAUAUUUGCGCUCACUUUUUAAAUGUGCAUACAUACAUACACAUACGUACAUCGUUAUAUACAUAUGUAUAACGUUGUCUUGUACCAUGAUUGUCUUUGAUAAAUGUUAUUUUAAUUUUACUUUUAAUAAAACAAAUUAUAAUUUAAAUAUUUUAUUUCUGAAUAAAUUUUUUAUAACUAUUUUGUA
Molecule: messenger RNA, 21579 nt
Organism: Bactrocera neohumeralis
Lineage: Eukaryota; Metazoa; Arthropoda; Insecta; Diptera; Tephritidae
Gene: kis
Molecular function (GO): ATP binding; protein binding; ATP-dependent chromatin remodeler activity
Source: RefSeq, a predicted model, not a curated record